This is a messenger RNA of Callorhinus ursinus (northern fur seal), 2397 nucleotides long. It is a transcript of the gene QRSL1, whose product is annotated as glutaminyl-tRNA amidotransferase subunit QRSL1. NCBI's taxonomy places the organism in Eukaryota, Metazoa, Chordata, Mammalia, Carnivora, Otariidae. The record is from RefSeq and is a predicted model, not a curated record. Gene Ontology annotation, molecular function: glutaminyl-tRNA synthase (glutamine-hydrolyzing) activity. Gene Ontology annotation, biological process: mitochondrial translation; glutaminyl-tRNAGln biosynthesis via transamidation. Gene Ontology annotation, cellular component: mitochondrion; glutamyl-tRNA(Gln) amidotransferase complex.
AUCAAAGAUGGCUGCGCCCAUGUGAUCCCGGCGCGGGUGUUGACCUCUCUUAUUCCUCCUUGUCACCUGGGCCUUGCGGUGGCAGGCUGGGCACAAGGACCAUGCUGGGCCGGACCCUCCGAGAAGUUUCUACAGCACUGAAACAAGGCCACAUUACUCCAACAGAGCUCUGUCAAAAAUGUCUCUCCCUUAUCAAGAAGACCAAAUUUCUAAAUGCUUACAUUACUGUAUCAGAAGAGGUGGCCUUAAAGCAAGCUGAAGAAUCGGAAAAAAGAUACAAGAAAGGUCACUCACUUGGGGAUUUAGAUGGAAUUCCCGUUGCAGUAAAAGACAACUUUAGCACGUCCAGCAUUGAGACAACAUGUGCAUCAAACAUGCUGAAAGGUUAUGUACCACCUUACAAUGCUACAGUUGUUCAGAAGUUGUUGGAUAAGGGAGCUGUCCUGAUGGGAAAAACAAAUUUAGAUGAGUUUGCAAUGGGAUCUGGAAGCACAGAUGGUGUAUUUGGACCAGUUAAAAACCCCUGGAGUUAUUCAAAACAAUAUAGAGAAAAGAGGAAGCAGAAGGCCCAUGGUGAGAAUGAGGAUUCAAAUUGGCUUAUAACUGGAGGAAGCUCAGGAGGGAGUGCGGCGGCGGUAGCGGCGUUCACAUGCUUUGCGGCUUUAGGAUCAGACACAGGAGGAUCGACCAGAAAUCCAGCUGCCCACUGUGGGGUUGUUGGUUUCAAACCAAGCUAUGGCUUAGUUUCUCGUCAUGGCCUCAUUCCGCUGGUGAAUUCAAUGGAUGUGCCAGGAAUCUUAACCAGAUGUGUGGAUGAUGCAGCAAUUGUGUUAGGUAUGCUGGCUGGGCAUGACCCCAAAGAUUCUACCACAAUACAGGAUCCUGUUAAACCAUUUACACUUCCCACUUCUGCAGAUGUGAACAAACUAUGUAUAGGAAUUCCAAAGGAAUAUCUUGCACCAGAAUUAUCAAGUGAAGUGCGAUCUUUUUGGUCCAAAGCUGCUAACCUCUUUGAGUCUGAGGGGGCCAAAGUAAUCGAAGUGUCCCUGCCUCACACCAGUUACUCAAUUGUCUGCUACCAUGUAUUGUGUACAUCGGAAGUGGCAUCAAAUAUGGCAAGAUUUGAUGGGCUAGAAUAUGGUCAUAGGUGUGACAUCAACGUGUCUACUGAAGCCAUGUAUGCUGCAACCAGGCGGGAAGGGUUUAAUGAUGUGGUGAGAGGAAGAAUUCUCUCAGGAAAUUUUUUCUUAUUAAAAGAAAACUAUGAGAAUUAUUUCAUUAAGGCACAGAAAGUGAGACGACUCAUUGCUAAUGAUUUUGUGAAUGUUUUUAACUCCGGAGUGGAUGUCUUGCUGACUCCCACCACCUUGAGUGAGGCGGUACCAUACCUGGAGUUCAUUAAAGAAGACAACAGGACACGAAGCGCCCAGGAUGAUAUUUUUACACAGGCUGUAAAUAUGGCAGGUGAAAAUUUGACUUCUGCCAUCCCAGAACCCCAUGCAAAGGAACCAGAACAACUCCAUGUGACUUCAUUUUCCUAUUUACCAAUGACAAAUGAACUCGCUGGUAUCAUAGAAACAUUUGUUGUAACCUAAGAGACCAUAUUGGACUUGAAACUUGGGAGGCAGUGGAGCAUGAUUUUAGUGAGAAAGUUUCAAGAUACAAGUAUAUUCAAAUGAAAAACUGGUAGGUAAUUUGGUGAGGAUGCCAAAGAUAGGAGGCCCAUAGCCUCCUCCCUUACCCCAGAUUCUCUAUUCCUUAUGGUUUCCUUACCCCCUUAGCUUUCUUUACAAGUGCUCUCUGUUUGUGUCCCUUGAGCCCAAAGAGACAUUAAUACGAAUCUGUAUUCAAUUUGAAAGAAAAUUUUACGAAAAUCAUAGAUUUACCUAACACUCUAAAGUUUCAUCAUUGGAUUUGUCUUUGCCAGAAUACCAUUGUCAUCUCGUGUUGAUCAGGUUCUAAUUUGGCACUUACAUGUUACUGAUAAGAAUAUGGAAGCUGAAUUAUUAUUUAAUACAUUCACUUUGUUUAGUAAGGAAACAGUCUUUUCUAAAUAUGAAGUACCUGAGGGAAAAAAAUCUAAGUGGCAGAACCUUCUGCAGAGCCACUGGAAUGUUGCAUGGUAGGAAGUUAGCCUGCCUGUUACUUUCUCAUUAAUAGUUUUCUCUCCUCCCAGGAUCCUUCCACUCCCAAAUGGUCUGACAAGCUUUAUAUAAAAUCUUUCUCUGCCAGGCCCACUAGUUUUCUUAUAAAUCAUGACUCUGAAUCUGUGCAUGAGGAAGAAAUUCACAAGAGAGAAUUGCAUUUUUUUUUAUGACAAGGGAAAACCAUCUUCAUUGAAGGAGCUAAUAUGAUGUAAAAAGCAAAGAAUAAAUCUUUGCCCCAGUCUUUUUUUAA